Messenger RNA from Arachis duranensis, 4477 nucleotides. RefSeq lists its product as uncharacterized. The transcript has 8 exons. NCBI's taxonomy places the organism in Eukaryota, Viridiplantae, Streptophyta, Magnoliopsida, Fabales, Fabaceae. The record is from RefSeq and is a predicted model, not a curated record. Bases 381 to 4199 code for a protein of 1272 amino acids.
UCCUUUUUUCUCCACAAUUAAAUACACAUUCACACACGCAGUCGCACACAGCUCCAAAUCUCAUUUUCUCAUCGUUUCCUCCUUCAUCUCCUUUUCUCUCUCUCUCUUCGCACCAAAACCCUUUCUCUCUCUAUCCAUCUACCAAUUCUCGCUCCUUCUUCGAUCGCUCUUUCAUCUUCGCCAUCUUCCACUUACGAAUCCACUUCCAAUCCGGAACCACCGAUCGCCGCUGCCGAUUCGAUCUGCUAGGUGUAUCUGCUUUCGAUUUUAUUCAUUCAUGCUUCUUUUACUUUCUCAUCCGAUUCAUAUGAAUUUCUCAGAAUCGAUUAGAAUUAAGGAGGAGUGGAAGCAUUGGUGAAUGAAUCUCGCAGGGUUUGAAAAUGCCCGGGUUAGCAGCGCAACGGAACGAGCAAUUCACUAAUGGCUCCUCUGCCACCGCGACAACCACGCACUUGUCGCCAAAUGGAUUCUGGUCUAAGAAUCGGGAUGACGUAGGCUACAAUCAGCUACAGAAGUUCUGGAGUGAAUUGUCACCUCAAGCACGACAAGAACUAUUGAGGAUAGAUAAACAAUCUCUUUUUGAGCAGGCUCGUAAAAACAUGUACUGCUCCAGAUGCAAUGGGUUGCUUCUUGAAGGUUUCUUACAGAUUGUUAUGUAUGGGAAAUCUCUGCAGCACGAAGGGGUGGGUGCUCACUUUAUUUGCAACAGACUUGGAGGUUUGAAAAAACAAAAUAAUGGUGGAUUGAACAUUACCAAUGGCUGCCAAGAUGAAAUUCAAGACCCAUCUGUUCAUCCAUGGGGAGGUUUGACCACAACACGCGAUGGGUCUUUGACACUUAUGAACUGCUAUUUGUAUUCAAAGUCUCUGAAAGGACUUCAAAUUGUCUUUGAUGGGGCACGCGCAAGGGAGCGGGAAAGAGAACUACUAUAUCCUGAUGCUUGUGGCGGCGGAGGCUGUGGAUGGAUAAGCCAAGGCAUAGUGAGUUAUGGCAGAGGACACGGGACAAGAGAAACAUGUGCGUUGCACACUGCACGACUUUCAUGUGAUACACUGGUGGACUUCUGGUCAGCAUUGGGAGAGGAGACUCGUCUCUCUCUUCUAAGGAUGAAGGAAGAGGAUUUUAUUGAAAGACUUAUGUACAGGUUUGACAGCAAGAGAUUUUGCAGAGAUUGUAGAAGAAAUGUUAUUCGAGAAUUCAAGGAACUAAAAGAACUGAAGCGCAUGCGCAAAGAGCCCCGUUGCACUAGCUGGUUUUGUGUUGCUGACACAGCCUUUCAGUAUGAGGUAUCUGAUGACUCAAUUCAAGCUGAUUGGCGUCAAACAUUUGCUGAGACUUUGGGUUCCUAUCAUCACUUUGAGUGGGCAGUGGGGACGACUGAAGGAAAAUGUGACAUUUUGGAGUUUGAAAAUGUUGGAAUGAAUGCAUGUGUUCAAGUCAAUGGACUGGAUCUUGGUGGUUUAAGUGCAUGUUUCAUAACCCUCCGAGCUUGGAAACUAGAUGGGCGCUGCACUGAACUUUCUGUUAAAGCUCAUUCGUUGAAGGGUCAACAGUGUGUACAUUGCAGGCUAAUUGUAGGAGAUGGUUACGUUACAAUCACAAAAGGGGAAAGUAUUAGAAGAUUUUUUGAGCAUGCUGAAGAGGCAGAGGAAGAAGAGGAUGAUGAUUCAAUGGACAAGGAUGGAAAUGAUCUUGAUGGAGAGUGCUCUCGUCCCCAAAAGCAUGCAAAAAGCCCUGAACUUGCUCGAGAAUUUCUUUUAGAUGCUGCCACUGUUAUUUUUAAAGAACAGGUUGAAAAGGCAUUUAGAGAAGGAACUGCACGCCAAAAUGCACAUAGCAUAUUUGUAUGUCUUGCACUGAAAUUGCUGGAGGAACGACUGCAUGUAGCAUGCAAAGAAAUCAUUACCUUAGAAAAGCAGAUGAAACUUCUUGAAGAAGAAGAAAAGGAAAAACGUGAAGAAGAGGAGCGCAAGGAGAGGAGAAGAACAAAGGAAAGGGAGAAAAAACUUAGGAGGAAGGAAAGACUAAAAGGGAAAGACAAGGAUAAAGAAAAAAGGAGUUCCGAAUCAAAUGAUCCUCUUGGUCCUCCUGAAUCGAAAGAAGAAAUGUCUCUGCUUGAUGAUAUGGAGCAAAAUGAUUCUAUCAGCUGCAGGAGUUCAGUAAUUGAAACGGAUGAAGCUAAUCUUUCCAGGGAUGAUUCUCCUAAUAUCCUACACGAAGAGUUCACUGAUGAGUGCAGUACUUUGAGAACACAAGAUCACUCUUAUAAUGACUGUGAAGAAGAAAUUUCCAGUACAAAAGAUGGGGGAGGUCAGUUUACAGUUGAACAAUCAACACCUUCUCGUCAAAGGCCAAGAUUUAGAAAAGAAUUCCAACUUGAUAUGCCAAUGAAAUGGUCUGACAGACGGCGUCAUGCAGUUGUUUCAGAAAAUGGUGUGGUGGUUGGCAGAUCUGAUCUAAGACAUUAUGGAGAAAGUUUUGUGGCAUCUUCUAGGGUAGUUAAUGGAUUGAAUAGGCAAUCAAGAUUAAAUGUUCCAACAAAGCAUAAUGGUCGAAAUGCUGGUCCUAAGUAUAAUGAGAAGUUCCAUUGUUCCAGCAACCGGGUAAAUGAGAGAUGUGAUUUUCAUUCUUGCAGUUGUAGCCUAAAUCAUGAAUAUAGGACAAGGGUUGAACAACAUUCUUCUUUGACAAGAGUUAGCCGGGAGACAAAACCUGCAAGUAAGUCUGAAACUGCAGGAGAUACAUCUAAACAGUAUUCUCGUGGUAGUAAGCAUUCUCAGGUAGAAUAUAUGCAUGAUAGUAAUGGGAGACCCAAAAGCAAAGUCACCUUGGGGAACUAUGCCGGCAGGGAUUUGUUUCAAUCAAAGAAAGUUUGGGAGCCUAUGGAAUCUCAAAAGAAAUAUCGUGGUAGCACUCCAGACUCUGAUGUUAUAUUGAGGUCUUCUGAGAAUCAAGGACUUCAGUCUGAUAUAAUCAAGCCGUCAAUUGGGGAAGCUGUUCACACUGGUGAUCGUUAUUAUGAGGAUUGUAAUUCAAAGAGAUUAAGUGCAGAUGAAGGGUGUAACAAUGGUUUUCAAGUGGAAGCUGAAGGUUCUUGUAGAUCUACAGAAGUUGCUUCUGAAGAGCCUGGAAUAUGCACGACUGGAGGCUCUCCCUUGAAUAGUUCUUCUGAUCCUAAUCAGAGUAGCAGUUUCAGUUCUGACAACUGCUCCUCGUGCCUAAGUGAGGGUGAUAAUAAUACAACCUCUUCAAAUCGUGAAAAUACUGAAUCAUCAUCAACAUCAGAUUCAGAAGAUGUUAGUCUACAAUCUGAAGUAAGAGAUAGUUCAACUUGUGUCGAAAAUGACUUGUCUGGCUGUCAUGAAGCUGGGGAGAAGGAUGCAAAUGGUGAGGGUUUGGCAAGGUCAUGUUCACUGUAUAGUCGGUCCUUGGAUGGCACAGGAAGUGAUAAAUUGGGGAAUCUUGCGGUGGAAACUGGCCACAAUUUUGAAAAUGGUUUUUCCACCAUUAAUGUGUGUUCUCAGCCUCAAAAUAUCCUUCCACUCAUGUCAAACCAGAAUAUGCAAUUUCCAAUGUUCCAAGGUCCUACAACAAUGAGUUACUUCCAUCAAAAUCCAGUUUCAUGGCCGGCAGCUCCUACAAAUGGCUUGAUGCCCUACCCACACCCGAAUCAUUAUUUAUAUGCUGGCCCUCUUGGAUAUGGUUUGAAUGAGGAUCCGCACUUCUGCUUGCAGUAUGGUGCCUUGCAGCAUCCGACUCCCAUUUUUAACCCUGCUGUGCCAGUAUAUCAGCCGGUUGCCAGAGCUAAUGUCUUGAAUGCAGAGGAGCAGACUCGAGUUUCGAAGCCAGCAUCCAUUCAAGAGCAUCUUGCUGGAUCUAUUCCAGAAAGGACUGUUCCAGCUGGAGCUAAUUCCAAAAAAGCAGCAUUGAGUGGAGAGGUGAGGCCUGAUAACCCUGCCAAGAUGCGAGAGAACAACGGUGGCUUUUCCUUGUUUCAUUUUGGUGGGCCUGUAGAUGUCUCAACAGGUUGUAAAUCGAGUCUUGCAUCUGCACAAGGAAGUACUGCGGGGGAUUUUAGCUUGAAAGGUUCAGUAGAUCCUGUCGAAGAAGUCGAUACUUGCAAUAAGAAAGAGACAACCGCCAUGGAGGAAUACAACUUGUUUGCGGCAAGUAAUAACUUAAGGUUUUCAAUUUUCUAGCAUGAUAAAAGUGAGAAGUAUAAGGUGGCUGUUGUGGAGUCCAGUCCUGUCAUAGUAAAUGAAGGUUUGAGUACCUUGUAAUUUGGUAAACAAUAAGCUUCCUUCAGCAAUUUUCAAUUUUACCCUAUAGAUUUGAUUAGUCAAUUGUUGCCAAAUUUGUCUUGUUUUUUCCGUCGAUGUAGAGAAAGAUUGAGAGUGCUGGUAUUUUGAAGGUUUUUGUUUUCUUGGUGUGAGAUCAUAUCACCCUCCAAUUUUAAAUGAAGCUUUUUCCUUUGCAA